AUGGGGAUACAAAAGACCGGCGAUACCAUCUCUAUCAGUAUUCCAGAGAACAUGUUUCUUAAUGAAAAUGGGUUAAAUGUUUCACUUGAUUACGAAGACUUGCUUGAUUGGUGUUUCCAAAGGGAGGUUGGAGAAUCGCAAAUGAAUAUAUUCAUGAAGAUCUUGAAAGAACAUUGUCACAAAGAAGGUAUCUCGGGAAUGUAUGGGUUUUGUGACUCAAAUGUUCUAUCGCCUUUGACACCAACGACAAACGACCAAGUUCGAUCUACCUAUUUAGCUCGUGUUUUUGGGUGCAAUGAGGGGAAGAACUAUAAUCAGCUAUUCUUUGCUCCUUUUAAUGACAAUAUGCAUUGGACGUUAGCUGUUAUUAGUCAGUGGAAUGGAUUGGUGUAUUGGCUAGAUCCACUUGGAGCAGAAAAUAAAAUCAACUCAUUCGCUGAAAAGAUCAUCACUGAGUAUGUAUAA
Messenger RNA from Chenopodium quinoa (quinoa), 465 nucleotides. RefSeq lists its product as uncharacterized. Lineage: Eukaryota; Viridiplantae; Streptophyta; Magnoliopsida; Caryophyllales; Amaranthaceae. Gene Ontology annotation, biological process: proteolysis. Gene Ontology annotation, molecular function: cysteine-type peptidase activity. The transcript is spliced from 3 exons. The record is from RefSeq and is a predicted model, not a curated record. The coding region runs from base 1 to 465 and encodes 154 amino acids.